GGCGGUUCGCAGUGGGGUGGCAGCAUUGGGCGGCCGAGUACUCGGCCCUCUUCGUGAGGGAUGGAGUGUGCGCUACGGGAAGAAAGUGAGGGAAAUGUCAACGUUUUCAUCGGCCACAUCCCACACGACGUCCCAGAGGUACUUAACGAAGAAUGAACAAGCGACGCGAUACUAGUAUGCCAUGAGUGGUUGGCUUCCUUUUUCCUUGUACCUUAUCUCUCCUUCCCCCCCUCCCCCCAGGCUCUCCUUCGUAAGCUUCUCACCCAGUCUGGCAACGUUACCCAUCUACGGUACUCCCUACGAAGCUGCUGCGUCAGGGGCAAUGCAGUCCAUGCUGUUGUCGGUCUCUCUGUGUGCACUCACUCACUGCAGGUACAACAGGUCGAAGAGGAGGUCAAAGAUGGGCAACGCAGCCGUCACAUUCGCAGACGAGGAGGCAUGUCUAGACUGCAUCAAGAGGUUCAACUCCCGACCGGUCUUCCCAGUAUGCUUGAUGGGGGGAAGACAGAAAGAAAGGAGAGGUUCAAACCCCUCUCUCUUUUUCAAUCACCAGGGAUGCAGUCGCGUAGCAUCUGCCGAGCUCUUCGACAACUCCAGGCUCAUGUGGAAGAACAAAACCAAUUAUCUUCAUUUCUCCUGGCACAGUCCCACACGCAGUUGCCCUGCCGACGACCCUCCCUGCGUCUCCCACACGCCAUCCACUCCCUCCCCCGGCCCCUCACACAACUCGCCCAACCUAGCCCCCUCCCAAGCGGCGGACGGCAAAAUUGCCUCUCGCAUCGAGAAAUUGGCGCGACGAAGGCCGGUACAGACGCCUUCGACACUGUCAUUUCUCGCGGAGUGCGAAGACAGACAAAGGGAGACAUUGACAGACACCUUGCGGCCCUUGUCGUUCUCUAUCACUGCCAUGAUGCCGCGCGCUGGCCGACCAGGAACAGUGGUGAGUCGAGAGACAUACAGAUGCCCAGAAAGGUCUCCUUUUUGAUCGUUUCUGUGGUCGCGUGUUGCAGGCAAGUCCCGAAAUGCAGCAAGUGCCGGCGAUCAGUCGACGCCCAACUUCCGACGAGCCCCCGACUCACGACGACGGCCUUGGAGAGCUGCGCCAGGGUAGCGAGAUCAUCCCACUCGCUUCGAUUGCAAAGACAUCCGGGAUGUCUCCAAUCGGCCCCGCGAAGCCUCUGACCGCGGCCGAGUGGAGGAGCUUCGGCCCAACGGAUUGGACGCCCCUGACCGCCGGAUUGCAAAACGGCUUGUAUUGGUUGCGCCGCGAGAAGGUCGCCCUGAUGCAGAUGCGCAUGCUCAAGGCCAUCUGGGAGCGGUGGGGGGGCCACAACAAUCGAAUGAAUGCACCAGCGCUCGUAUGGCCUGCUGCGAAUAGCGGGAGGGCCAGCAACAGUAUGGAGUACCCCUACCAGUUCCCGCUUUGUCCGCUGGUCACCAAGAGCCGUCAGAGCAGCCUGCAGCUGACCAACGCCGGCAGUGACGACCCCCCGUCGCCUUUCUCGCUCAACAGUCUAGCUGACCGGCAGGAGGAGAUGGCCGAGCGAGAGAGGGACAAGAGCAAAGACAAUGCCCUGCAUGCCCUGUUUGGUGAUGGGACAACCACGAAUGGGACGGUGCCGUCUCACACAGCAGCAGAAGCAGGACCAACGAUCCGCAUCAGCAACGUUCUGGCUGCCCAGGCCGCCCCUGCAGCGUCGUUUGUGCGUGCGAUGGCCGAGGGGGCGGCUUCUGAGGUGUCAAGACUGUCAAGACAGUCCUCACAGAGGCAGUGGAGGAGCCGGUCGACGAACCAGGGCACCGGCCAUGUGGGGAGGAAGAAACGGGGCGGGAGGAGAGGGAAACGAUCCCUGCAGCAGGUCAGUCAUGUCACGCAGGCAGAGGGAAAGAACAGAAAUGCAUAACUGUGUCUCUCUUGGCUCUGUAGGUGAAAGCCCCCCGCGCUUCUUUCCUGUGUCCUGCUGACUGACGAGCCCCCCGACUGGGCUGUUUGUUGUCUGACUGAAUGAAGCAUGUACAAAGAACAGCAAUUGCCUGGUGGUCUCUUGUGAGCUUGGAAUUGCAGUGGACGUGAAACUGAGGCGCAAUGGUCCGG
Vitrella brassicaformis is the source of this 2095-nucleotide messenger RNA. Lineage: Eukaryota; Vitrellaceae. The record is from the annotation of a GenBank genome assembly.